This is a messenger RNA of Hyposmocoma kahamanoa, 1718 nucleotides long. Its product is annotated as ubiquitin-conjugating enzyme E2 Q2. Gene Ontology annotation, cellular component: nucleus. Gene Ontology annotation, molecular function: ubiquitin conjugating enzyme activity. The coding region runs from base 112 to 1251 and encodes 379 amino acids. The record is from RefSeq and is a predicted model, not a curated record. Gene Ontology annotation, biological process: protein polyubiquitination. Lineage: Eukaryota; Metazoa; Arthropoda; Insecta; Lepidoptera; Cosmopterigidae. The transcript has 8 exons.
CAUUACAUUCCGCCAUUUUGCUUUGUCGCGGGGUGAACGUAAAAAUUAUUCCUAUGUAUUUUAUUGUGGAUUUUAGUUAUUUAGUUCAGGAUUAGUGUUUUUAGUACACUAAUGGCUUGCUUAAAUACACUUAAGUUGGAAAUCAAGACGUUAGAACAAGUGUUUCCAAAAAACCAUGAACGCUUUCAGAUAAUGUCAGCUAGUGUCGACGAACUGACCUGCAGAUUCGUUGGCAAAAGUGGAAAGAAAUAUGAAAUACACGCAAAUAUUACCGAGACAUACCCAAACACACCUCCGGUGUGGUUCGCGGACAGCGAGGAUCCCAUCGUGACAAAUGCGGUCCAGAUUCUCACAAAUACACAAGGAAGAGACAAUCAUGUUAUAAAUCAGGUGGGCAUAUUGCUCAGGGAGCUAUGCAAGUUACACGGCGUGCCGGAGCCGCCUGACUUGGACUCGCUUUCUAUACCGAUGCAUCCUGCUCCACAGUUUAGACUUCCAAGUGUGACGUCAAACGGCGCCGAAUCGGGCACCGAGGAGGACGAGGAGAUGGCGGCUGAGGAUGACGACUCAGAGGGGGAGGAUGACUUGCCCAUGGAGAUGGUCGAAGAUGCUGGGCGCAGCAACAAGGAUGACAUGGAAACAGAGCAUUUAGCGACGUUAGAGAGACUGCGGCAAAAUCAGCGGCAAGACUACCUAUCGGGUAGCGUCUCCGGCAGCCUGCAGGCCACUGAUCGACUGAUGAAGGAGCUCAGGGACAUAUAUCGUUCUCACUCCUUCAAGAAUAAUAUGUACUCUAUUGAGUUAGUAAACGACUCGCUGUACGAGUGGAACAUCAGACUGCGCUCAGUGGACCCAGACAGUCCGCUGCACAAUGAUCUUCUGCUAUUGAAAGAAAAAGAGGGCAAGGACUCUAUCCUGCUCAACAUUAUGUUCAAGGAGACUUAUCCUUUUGAGCCGCCUUUUGUCCGCGUUGUUUAUCCUAUUAUAUCAGGAGGCUACGUACUAGUAGGCGGAGCAAUCUGCAUGGAACUCCUAACGAAACAGGGCUGGUCGUCCGCGUACACCGUGGAGGCAGUCAUAAUGCAGAUCGCCGCGACCCUCGUCAAGGGCAAGGCGCGUAUCCAGUUCGGGGCCACGAAAGUCGUCUCGCAGUCGCAGUACAGCCUGGCGCGCGCGCAGCAGAGUUUCAAGUGCCUCGUGCAGAUACACGAGAAGAACGGUUGGUUCACGCCUCCAAAGGAGGACGGCUAAUGCCGGCCCUCUGCUAACAUUAAGACUUAACGUGCAUCAGUUAUAACGCCCACAAACGUUAACUCUUAAAUUGACAAGUGACUCUGCGAGUUUGCGUUAAAGAGAGUCUUAAAUUCCUUUAUAACGCGACGGUUUAAGUUAAGAAUGACUGAAGGUGGUAUCUCGAGUAUUGUACGUGUACUUUAAUCGAUAUUGUUAAGUGCUAUUACUGUUCUGAAGUGCGACGGGCGUUAACGAGAGACUUUAUAAGACUUAUAGGAAAAUGUUUAAUGUGUAACGUUUUUGUAAUCAUUCAUUUCUCAUUAAAGUUAUCCAUAUAGUAGCCCUAGACGUUACUGGAGUGUAAAGUUGGAAAAUUCUUUGCAUUUCUUUUUAGUUAUUGAAAUAAAAACCUGUGAUUCUUAUUUUGUUGUUUAUAUUCCAUUAGAAACCUUCGGAAUUAUUUUAUGUAGCAGUGUAAGAAACUU